ACCGCGACUGCGUGAAUGUGUCCAGUGCCGGAACUAUGGUUGUGUACGCGUGAGGAGCUGUCAGUACCCGGAGGAGAGAAACAAACAACAAAAAAACCACAUUCAAUUCAAACCCUGUUGUACUGGAUAGUGUGUGUUUAGAGGGGGCUUUCUGAUUAAAAUAAAAGUAACACGUUACAGGCUUGAGGUAAAACGUGAACCAGAGGGGACGAGCCGUUCGCUGUACACUGGGCUGAAAACUUUUUCACCACGUGAUGAGCAGUAAUGCAGCCAGUCCCAUGUCAGGUGCAGGGAGCACAGCAUCAAGCACUGGGAGGGGAUCUGCAAAGUCGACCAGCUUUGUUAUGGAGCUUCAGACCAUGAUGUUUGCUUUUGGAGAUUCUCGGCGACCUCUCCCGGAAACUGCUGUUUUGGUUGAAGAUAUUGUACAUUCUCAAUUGAUUAACAUGUUACACCAAGCAGCUGAAAUCUCACAAGUCAGAGGAGCUCGAGUCAUAGCAGCAGAAGAUAUUCUGUUCUUAAUGCGGAAAGACAAGGGAAAGCUACGACGUUUGCUAAGGUAUAUGAGUUUCCGGGAUUUCAAGUCCAAAAUUAUUAAGAGUGUUGAAGAUGAAGAUGUUAUUGAAGCAGACAAAUCCAGCAGCAGUAUAAACAAGCGCCAGAAACUCUACCAAGAAUUCCUCAGCUCCAUUGACCAAACAGGGGAGCUGCUGGGCUUGCUUGAGGAGGAUGAUGCUGAUGAAGUCAAACAGGAGCGGCUGGAGAGAGCUGAGCGCCAAACUCGAAUGAUGGAUUCAUCCCAAUAUGCAGAGUACUCCGAGAGCCGCCAGCUGAGUUUUGCCAAGAAGUCAACAAAGUUUAAGGACUGGUUGGAUUGCAGCAGCAUGGAGGUCAAGCCUAAUCCAGUUGCAUUAGAGAUCAUGGCAUAUAUAGCCCAGGAGACAGUGGCCCAGCUGGUAGACCUAGCCCUUUUGGUGAAGCAGGACAUGGCUGCUAAAACAGGAGACCCAUUCAAUAACGCCAGAUCUGUGACACUUGCACAUCCCAAUGCUGCAUUACCUGAGACACAACUUCAAGUUCAAUCUGUGAGUCUGAAGAGUAAUCCUGAUUCUCCUGAGAAUACACCCCCAUCAACGCCAACAACCCCUGCAUCAGCAACACAUCUUGUGUCUAAAACACAUUCAGGAAAUAUGGGGAAUGGUGGCAUGGGGCAAGAACCCAGCAAUACUAAAGCCAAAACCCGCAAGAGAAAAAAGAGUGCUGCAGCUUGUGGUCUAGAGACUCACAGUGAUGCCAUACAGCCCAGCCACAUCAGAGAGGUGAUCCGACGGUACAGCCACAAAAUUGGCCCUCUUUCCCCAUUCACAAGUGCUUACCGCAGAACUGGAAUGACGUUUCUAGCCUGCUGAGGGCGGAAGGAACAAGAAGGCUGUUGUUACUGAAAGGUGAAGUUGCUCCAAGAAAACAAGACUGUGUCAGUACACUGUGUACGUGUGUUUGUGUGUGUUGGGUGAACAUUUGUGACAAGUCACUGACCUGCACCCUGCCAUCAAUCCUGUUUACUUGGUGGAAUAUUUUAGUUAAUUAAAGGCAGGAUGUUUGGCCUGCAUGUAGGUGGAUAGGAACGCAGAUCACCAGCUGCCAGCUUACAUGCGUGAUUAUUUGUGUCAUAGAGCUUAAACAGAAUGAAAUCUUUUUCUAACCAAGUACAUGUAAGGGGUAAUUUUCUGAGUUUGUGCUUGUGGUGUGAAGCCUCACCCACCAGGAGGGAAUUUGAAUGUGGGCUGCAUGUGAUUUUUCAAGUCAUUUAAACUAAUUUGAGCUCCUGAAUUACCGAUGUAUGCUACCAAAAGGUGAAAACCCCAGCAGAGGUGUGAAGUCAGAAAAUUACAAUGAGAAUCACUUAACGUAUAAUUUAAAUGAACUGGAAAGUAUAUGAAAAGCUUUAAAACUGCAUGUUUCAUCAUUCUUCUUUUGUACGAAAUUUUUAAGGGGGCAAGUACUUUUCUAUUCUAACUGAAAUAGUCAAAACUUGAGUUAUGUACAAGGUAGUUAGAAUACUGAAUAGUUACAGGCAAAAUUAUGCUCUUUCAUAAAUCUGUGACAAUGUACUAACUUAUUUAAUUUCCAGUAAGCAAGGGGAAAUAUCAAAAACCUCUAUAAAUGGCAUGACCAACAUUGAAGCAAUUACAUUUAUAAGGGUAAUGAAACAACAUUUCCACAAUGAUGAUUUCAGUGUUAAAUUCACUAGCAUAACUAACAAAAUGUAAAUGCUGUGAUUUAUUGAUUUCAUGGAGCUUAAAAUAUAGCAUUAUAUUCACUUUCUUGAACAGCAUUAGCAAUAAAUGCAGAAAGCAGAAUAUAAAUAUCUGAACAUUAUACAGUAUUUAAAGGUAGUGUUAAGAAAAUUUGCAUUUAUCUUUACUUUUAGUCUGAACAUCUCUAUUUUUUCAUACUUUACAUCAGAAUGUUUACUAUAAAUAUCAACUCGGUAGAUAUUGACAUUAUUGUACAACUCCCAAGGUCAAGAGUGCUAACUUAAGAUUGAUGCACAAAACAGUGUUGAAGAGAACAGAAAUUAAAUUUCUCAUUGUCACCUGAUUUUUUAAAAAUUUUGAUACUACAUGGUUUUUCUAAGAUCCACUAUUAAAAGCUGGUGUGCAAAAGUAGUAAAUAAAAACAUGCCUUAAAAAAA
Messenger RNA from Carcharodon carcharias (great white shark), 2695 nucleotides. It is a transcript of the gene supt3h, whose product is annotated as SPT3 homolog, SAGA and STAGA complex component. NCBI's taxonomy places the organism in Eukaryota, Metazoa, Chordata, Chondrichthyes, Lamniformes, Lamnidae. Gene Ontology annotation, biological process: transcription by RNA polymerase II. The record is from RefSeq and is a predicted model, not a curated record. The transcript is spliced from 13 exons. Gene Ontology annotation, molecular function: protein heterodimerization activity; transcription coactivator activity. The coding region runs from base 255 to 1409 and encodes 384 amino acids.